Molecule: messenger RNA, 4755 nt
Organism: Daphnia magna
Lineage: Eukaryota; Metazoa; Arthropoda; Branchiopoda; Diplostraca; Daphniidae
Exons: 14
Coding region: 61-4185 (1374 amino acids)
Cellular component (GO): cell-cell junction; plasma membrane
Molecular function (GO): protein binding
Source: RefSeq, a predicted model, not a curated record
UUUAUCAGGGACCUUCAUUGACUUAGUUUGCUGGCAGGCCUGCUCGCAUUUGGAAUAGAAAUGGUUCUGUUCAGCUUAAGAGACCAGGCACGUCAAUCAAGAACCGUUGACCGACCUCAUCGUUCUGAAGUUCAACAACCAGCUGGUUACUUUUGGUCGUUCUAUAUGACGGCGACGAGAAACAUUGGUAUGCCGGGCCAUACCGCUCAGAUACCUGACUACGCAACUUGUGUCUACCAUAAUAUGACCACCUCCCUUCCCGUAUUUUCUAUCCUCUAUCCCUCCAUUCGACGAUAUACAGUCAAGCAGACUCGGAAAAGCGAGACUUCAGUCGACUGCCAGUCUUUAGAGAGAAAAGGAGGACUCUUACACAAUCUACUACUUUCUGUGAAAGGGAUUGUUCGAACUCCACUAUUUGUCCGGUGGUACGAGGCGUUGUCUUUCGCCCUUUACUCCAUCAGCGAAUCAAUCAUUUUCAUACCGAAGAUGGUGAAGGGUAAGAAAGCUGACACCAUGGAAAUUUUACUGAAUCAAACUAGUGUCGGCAAUUUGCCUCCUCAGCUGCCUUCAGCUAAUGAAAAAGUGGAAGAAUUGGAUGAAACCCCUCCACCUUCUCGUCCACCAUCACCUCCGCCGUCUCCUCCGCCAUCUCCAACGUAUUCAGCCGGCUCCCGAAGUUCCGAAUGGUCCAUAGAUGUAGAAGAGUUGAGUGAUGAACCAAGGCCUGCCAUUCAAGCGAGAAAGGACAAAUCACAUGGAGAAAGGCGUCGUUCUAGCUCGUGGUCACGUAGUCUCAUGAAUUCUUUUCGGAAAAAGAAAAAGGACAAGAGAUUAAAGCCUGAGGACUUGUACAAGACCGAACCACUUCCUGCAGACUUUUCCACCAGGGCAGAAGAAGAAAUGGCUGUAGAAAAUGAAUUGGAAGUAAUAUUGCGGGCGGAAGAAUUGAAAGAGCAAGAAGAUGCCCAAAUACAAGAAACAGUGGAGGAAAGAAUAACACCUGGUUCAAUUGAAGGCGAAACGGUUACAACGCCAGAAGCAACAGCUAAAGCUCCGUUUUCGGAAAAAAGUAACAGGAUGUCCAGAAUAUUAAAUUUCGGAACAUUUGGGCGGCGGAAAUCUAUGCCAGUCCAAGAAGAACAGAUGAAGGAUGAUCCCAUAGAUCGUGAAAUCCAGGAAAAUCUGGAAAUUAAAAUUGAAUCUGGACAGGAAAACAAACCCGAAGAUAAAUCAGAAACAAAAGCCGAAACUGACGGAGAAGGAAAAAAUUUCAGCUCAGAUGAAGAAAGUGGUGAAUCAAAACCUCAAAGCAAAAGCAAAUCAAAGAAAAAGGUGAAAUCCAAAUCGGAAAAGAAAACCAAGAACAGCCGAAAGGAAAAAUUGGAAGAACAUUCUGAAAUGGCGUUAAACGCUGCUGAUAACGAGUCAAGACCCAAAGUGGAAAAUUUAGAAGAACAAAAACGAAGAAGUUCCAAAAAGUCAUUGGACAAGACCAACUCAAAGCAAAAAUCUAUUUUCCCGUUCAGAUCUUCAACAAAAACAAUUGAUCAAUUUAAACCAGAAAUGAAUAUCAACGCCGAAGAGUUAAACCAGGAAGAAAUAGAGCCGAUUCCUGAUACUGCCAUAAAGAAUGAACUACAACCAACGGAAAAUGUGAAACCUAAACGAAGGACGAUAGCUAACUUUUUUAAACGUCAGAAGAGUAUCAAGGACAACGAGACUCCAGUAGCGUCUGCCUCUAAAUUGGAUGUCCCAAAUUUGAAGAAAGAAAGCAAAUUCCGCAAUUCUUUUGCCAGGAUCAAGAAAACGAAAUCAGUCGACGCGGAAGCUAGUCCAACCGAAGACACCAUGGAAAAGAACAAGAAAUCGCAGAGAUCAACCUCCUUGGCAUUUGGUAGUUCAUUCAGUUUAAAGAAAAUGUUCCAGACAGAUUCGCAGCCUGGCACCCUUGAACGACGUACAGAUAGUCCUGGAAUUUUAACAAAACGAGGCAAAGGAUCUUCCACAGCCAGACCGAAAUCUGUUCAACUAGAUGAGCAUCCUCUUGAAAUUGAAAAUAUCCCAAAUGCUUCACCAACAGCAUUAAGAUCUUCCCGAAGUAAGCUUGGGGAGCGUUUCAUUUCUUUUACAAGGGACUCGUUAAGCAUGAAGAAAUGGUCUAAAUCUGUUGACCACAGCGUGACAGAAGUAGCGGACGAAGGCCUGCAAGUGCCAAUUGAGUCGAAAGAACAGGAUGUCACAGCUCAUAAAGCUCCCACAAUAGAACUUGAAGGAAUCCGAACAAGUGUCACCGAAAUCCCUGCAAAUCCUGGCGCAGUAUUCAUAUCCGAAGCUAAAGAAGAAGAAGCUGUCAGCCCUUCAACUUUGCGCCUGGAUUAUGAACCUAAAAAUGCUUUGGUUUCCUCAUCGCCGCCAGCUUCACAUGACGAGAACGCUACGAUUUCCGAUGUCUACAGCAAUCCUUCUAUCAAUCGAUCGCCUAUCCCGGAAUCACCCAGUCAGGUGGAGAAUCCAUCGCCGGAUGAAUUGCAUAAGGCCGUGGCUGUUUCUUCAAUCAAUUCUUUGACGAACGUUCUUCUUGUCGAUGUUCUUGGCGAUAUCCUUGGACAAUUAAAUUCUUCGUCUGAAGGAAUACAACUGAGAGAAAUAUUUGAGAACCCCCACUUAACAGCAUUGCUGGAAACGCACGACGCGGUGACGGAGACUCUACAAGUGCCUGAUUAUUCGUCCACACAGGGACCGUUUGGUAAACCUGUAUUCGGAAAUUUUGAUCUUUCUUCUUGGGAGAUGCCGGCGGAUAUCAGUGCUGUACGUGCAGUUGGUAUCAGAAAAAAUCCCGGAGAGCCGUUGGGUUUGACAGUUAAGACUGAAGAUGGGCAGUUGGUUAUUGCAAGAAUACUUGCUGGAGGAGCAGUUGAUCGUCAGGGUCUCCUUCACGUUGGUGACAUCAUUGGAGAAGUUAAUGGUAUCGUCGUUCGUUCGGCGGAACAGUUGCAGGUGGAAAUUGCACGUUGUAGGGAACACAUUCAACUGAAAAUUUUACCAAGUUUUCAAGAAAAUGGUUCGAAUGGAGCACAGGUAGGCCAAUCGCCUAGCACAAUCCUGGCUUCAGAGACUCUUAACAACGUGUCUGUGUGCUGCGUUCGAGCUCACUUUGACUAUGAUCCGAAAGAAGACAAACUGCUUCCAUGUCCCGAGAUUGGUCUCGCAUUCAAAAAAGGGGAUAUUUUGCAGGUUGUCAACCAAAGUGAUCCCAAUUGGUGGCAAGCCAAGAAGGUUGGUUGGAGUGGCCCGGCAGGUUUGAUUCCUUCGCAAGAGUUGGAAGAACGUCGCAAAGCGUUUGUUGCACCAGAAGCCGACUUCGUUCACAAAAUAGGCUUUUGUGGAACUAGAAUCUCGAAAAAGAAAAAGAAGUUAAUGUACCAGAUAAAAUCAAGUGUUGAUUUGGAUAAAGCCGAGCUACUCCUCUAUGAAGAGGUAACUCGUAUGCCACCCUUCCGGCGGAAGACCUUAGUACUCGUGGGAUCUGAGGGCAUAGGGAGACGUACAUUAAAGAACCGGUUGAUCAACAGUGAUCCAGAUCGUUUUGGAACUACCAUGCCUCACACGUCCCGGCCAAUGCGUGAGUUGGAAGAGGAUGGUAUGGGCUAUUGGUUCGUCUCGCGAGAAGAAAUGGAACAUGACGUCCGUGAUCACCAGUUUCUCGAAUUCGGAGAGCACAACAAUCAUCUUUAUGGUACAAAGUUAGAUAGUAUCCGCGCAGUCAUCCGCCAGGGCAAAAUGUGUGUCCUUGACUGCAGCCCAAACGCACUAAAAACUCUUCACAACUCACCAGAGUUUAUGCCUUAUGUCAUAUUUUUAGCAGCACCUGGAAUGGACCAAUUGAAAAGCAUUUACGAGAACUCGCGCUAUUCCAGUCGAAAUCUGGGAACGUUUGAUCGUUCCAGUUCCAUUCGCUUCAGUUCGAGACGAGCACGUACUCUCGAAUCCCUGACGUCUUUAUAUGAGGAAGAGGAUUUCAAAAAUGCGUUGGAGGAAAGCGCUCGUAUUCAGCGAAUUUACGAGAAAUAUUUCGAUCAGAUUAUCGUCAAUGAAGAUCCCGACCAAACGUUUCGCAAAGUGGUUGAAGCACUGGAAAUUCUUUCCAAUCAACACCAGUGGGUUCCCGUUUCAUGGGUCUACUAGACAAAAAAAAACUAAACCAACAAACAGAACGAAUUCAUUGCCAAUAAUAUUUCAUCGUAUUUUAUUGAAUUGCAUUUUUUCUCACUUGCCUGCCGUAACGUCACAGGCCCUCAAGAUCUUUUGAGAAUCUGAAACUUUUAUUUUCGACUGUUUAUCCUCUUCGCACGAUUAAGGCGAAGUUGUGUUAUUUUAUACAAACAACAUUUACGUUCGUUUCAUCGAGUUUUUUUUAGCAGCAUGGUUUGAACUCAAAUAUAGAGUUUGGUCCAUCUGUAAUUUUAAAGCUUAUGAGCAUCCAAUAGAUUGCGUGAAUCACAUGCUUGUGUGAAAGAGCCCCAUCUGUCGAAAAAAUAAGAUUUUGCUUACAUGUUGUAUUUUUUAGGCAGCUCUCUAUUUUUCGGGGCAACAUUUUGUUAUGAAAGUGUGAAUGUCUACAACUUGCGAUACAUCGAUUUUAAAUUGCAGAACGUAAAGCCCUCCGCGAGAGCAGCUGUAACUUCAAAUGAUAUGUUCUUCUGUAGUUCAGCCAUAAUCUAUUGAUCAAAAAUGGAAUACAAUCAGUGCAGCACA